Molecule: messenger RNA, 160 nt
Organism: Dentiscutata erythropus
Lineage: Eukaryota; Fungi; Glomeromycota; Glomeromycetes; Diversisporales; Gigasporaceae
Source: the annotation of a GenBank genome assembly
CUUCAGAUGUAUACACUGAUGAUGAUGAAUAUAUACCAACCUUGACAUUUCGUCAGCAUCUUUUGAACAAUCUAGAAUCAGACGAUGAGGAUGAAGUGCCAAAAUUGCCACCACCGCCCACUAAUUUUGAGCCCCUUGUUCAUCCUUCAUUGCACCAGAC